This is a messenger RNA of Periophthalmus magnuspinnatus, 3968 nucleotides long. Its product is annotated as putative adhesion G protein-coupled receptor E4P. The coding region runs from base 228 to 2456 and encodes 742 amino acids. Gene Ontology annotation, biological process: adenylate cyclase-activating G protein-coupled receptor signaling pathway; cell surface receptor signaling pathway. Gene Ontology annotation, molecular function: G protein-coupled receptor activity; calcium ion binding. Gene Ontology annotation, cellular component: membrane. The transcript has 17 exons. NCBI's taxonomy places the organism in Eukaryota, Metazoa, Chordata, Actinopteri, Gobiiformes, Gobiidae. The record is from RefSeq and is a predicted model, not a curated record.
GGGGAGGAGAGAGAGAAAGAGAGAGGCGUGCACCAUGAGAGAGUGCUUUGGCUACAGGAAAGUUCACUCCACAUUUACCCUGUCAUGCAAUAGGAGAGGAUAUCUUCUCUACGUUUCUUCUCAACAAUUUUCAAAACUUCAGAACUUGCGUGUGGAUUUUUGCUUCUACUGAGAUCUAUACUCUUACCAAGGACUACAGCUUCAGUCUUCACCCCACAUUCCUGGACAUGAAGUGUGGAAAGGAGUUGCUUCUACUUGGGGUUAUGUGCGUGGUGGCAAAAUCCAUCACUAGCUGUCGAGAUGGAUUUGUCUCACAAAGAAAUCGCUGCAUCGAUUACAAUGAAUGUGUUGUUGACAAUCCAUGUCCACAGCAUUCACAGUGCUUUAACACAAAUGGUAGCUACUAUUGCCAGUGCUUGAGAGGAUACCGAGAACGCAAAGGGAGGCAGAAUUUUAACCACGAGGGACACUGUGAAGAUAUCAAUGAGUGCACAGAACUUUCAGGGACAUGUGGAUUUGGUGCCACUUGUAUGAACAACAUUGGAGGCUACAACUGCACCUGCCGUUCUGGAUACGUCAAUGACACCACGGAUCUUCCACAGGGGGUGUGUGUAGAUAUUGAUGAAUGUGCAGAUGCCAAACUAAAACAAGAAGACAUCUGUGGCAAUGGGUAUUGUGAGAAUCUGAAUGGGAGUUACUGGUGCAAGUGUCCACAAGGCUACACAAACUAUGGGAAGUGGAGGACUCCGUGCUCAGAAUUGGACUGUGAGAGCUUCAAUGCACCAGAAACUUCUCCCUCUCCGUCACUUAGCGGCCUGGCAGCCAUUUUCUCCAUGAUGAGGAACAGCUGUUUGGCUCUGUCCACCUCUACAGUGCCUGAUGAGGGGAAGGCUAAUGGAGAGGCGCUACUGGAGAAAUUUUUCACCGCCGCAGAGGCACUCCUGUCGCCCAUGCAGCCACUGGACAGGGGCGAGGACGUGACCGACCUGCUGCAUACGGUGGAGGACUCCAUUAGGUUUAUUGGCCCACAGCUGAAGCAGAAGACCAACAAGAUAGAGACCACAGAGACAGAUGCUGAGAUCGCAGUGCAGAGGGGCGACACCCGACCAACUGGAGCAGUGAGUCUGAUCAAUGAAAAUGCACGACUGGAUAUGGACUGGGCCGCAGCAUCUGGGACAGGCCCUUAUCCUGGGUUUGCCAUGGCCGCACUGUUGAGUUAUAAAAACUUAGACAAAUAUGUGAAACAAUCUUUUGAUGAGCUCAAAGAACAGGAAGAAGGCAAAACAGAUCCAACGUUUCAGAUCAACUCUAAAGUGGCCUCUGUUGUUGUGUCCAACCCUUCCACUCAAAACCUGAGCCACCCGGUCUACAUCACACUCAAACAUAUUAAGGCCAAUGAGGCGUCUGAAGUGCUGAAGUAUAAGUGUGUGUACUGGAGUGAGAGAGGGACCUGGUCCACAGAUGGCUGCAGGGAACACAAGUCUAAUGCCACAUACACAGUCUGUCGCUGUGAGCAUCUGAGCAGCUUCGCCGUCCUCAUGGCCCUGUAUCCUAUGGAGCACACAUUUGGCCUCCAGCUGGUGACAAAGAUCUGCCUGGUCAUCUCUCUCGUGUGUUUGAUCCUUUGCAUCUUCACAUUCUCGUGCUGUCACUCCAUAAAAGGGACACGGACCACCAUCCAUCUGCACCUCUGCAUCUGCCUCUUCAUCGCUGACCUGGUCUUCCUCGCUGGCAUCUCACAGACUAAACCAGUGGGUGGCUGCCGGUUUGUCGCCGGUCUGCUCCAUUACUUCUUCCUGGGGGUCUUCACAUGGAUGUUGUUGGAGGGAGUGCAGCUGUACCGGAUGGUGGUCCUUGUUUUUAACGCCACACUGCGACCUCUUUACCUCUACACCUUUGGUUAUGGGGCGCCCCUCGCUCUUGUCACAAUGUCUGCCAUCAUUAGACCCGAGGGAUACGGCACGGACCAGUACUGCUGGUUGUCCCUGAAAGAUGGACUAAUUUGGAGCUUCUUUGGCCCAGUGUGCGCCAUAAUCAUCAUGAACGUCUUAUUCUUCAUCGUUACUGUGUGGAAAUUGGCUCAGAAGUUCGCCAGUCUCAACCCAGACCUGUCCAAACUUCAUAAAAUUAGAGCAUUCACAGUGACAGCCAUUGCCCAGAUGUGUAUACUUGGUCUCAUGUGGGUGUUUGGGGCCUUUAUGUUUGAAAACGCCGCCAACUCAGCUGUGGCGUAUAUUUUCACUAUCCUCAACGGGCUGCAGGGGGCGCUGGUGUUCCUCAUGCACUGCUUAUUGUCUAAACAGGUACGAGAUGAGUAUGCACGCAUCCUCUCAUGUAUCUGCAUAUCAGAGAAGAAAAGAUACUCAGACUUACUCAGCAGCACAAAUCCUUCCAGCAGCCAAUCACAAUCACAGGGGUCUCGGAGCGCCCAGAUCACAGGAGAGUCACAAAUCUGACGAGCAAGACUUCUCAGGCUCCAGAAACACCUCUUUACAACUUCAGUCAUUAUUAUUAUUUACUGUUAAAGUGUUGCUAUAAUGCAGAGAGUCCUGAACUGGAUUUGGGAUCCCAUGGUGUUAUAUAUGUCUGCAAACGUCUAAAAAGGACAAGUGUGUAUUAGCUGCUUAUUUCCUGGGAUUUGUAAACCCAACAAAUAAAUAGCUUAGACAGUUAUUUGGUAGUACUAGGUUUCAAAGACAUUAUUUUGACUGAAAAAUACUUUUUGUCUGAAUCUUUGCUUAAGUUUGUUAAAUGUAAUUUUUCUUAGUGAAGUAGAAGCCAAACGGUAAUGACUACAGAAUGUCCCUGUUUGAUAUAAUAUGAGCUCCAUAGUGGACAGUCUACAUAAGCAUAAGCUGUACUAGUUUUAGAGGGAGAAAAUUCUUCUAUUUAUUUUUUAACAAAGUCUAUAGCAAUGUAUUGAAAGUGUUGUUGUUUUUGUUGUUGUGCUUGCUGUAUGUGUUUUACAUUAUGUAUGUAUUGUGGGCAUACCACCUUGUUAAUUCCUGAUCUCGUGUGAUCUGGGAAGCUACGCAGGGAUGGACCAGGUGCCACAGUGAAGCAGCAGUGGUUCUAGUGCAAAGUGCUGUUGUGUCCUUAGGCAAGACACUUCACCCACCUUGCCAAGUAUGAAUGUAGUGUGCGUGUGUGUGAUUUGUGGUGGGCGGAGGGGCCGAUGGCACAGAUCGGCAGCUUCGGUUUACCCCAGGGCAGCUGUGGCCUCAAUAGUAGAUUACCACCAUCAAAUGAAUGAAUGCCUCUUAAACUUGGGAAACUAUUGGCUGAGUUUUAAACAACAAAAUAAGUGUUUUCUUUGUCACUUAUGGCUCUCCAUCUUUCAUAAAUGUUGCAUUUUGGGAAUUGCAGCUUUGCUUUAUUCAAUUAUCUGUAACAUUUUAGUGACCACAAGCAAAAAUAAGACCUGUUUAGAUGAUUACAAGGGAAUGGCCUUCCUGUUUGACCCGUAGUGUUUAUCCAGUUAAAUUCCUUGUUUCUUAUCACAUUUAUUUACAGCGUGCACAUACUGUCUGUCUGUAGAAACUGUAUCAGAACUUCUACUUGUCGUUGGGAGCUUUUGAUUUAUUUUGCUGCACUUUUUCUGUCUGAAAACUUGACACCAGCCUUACUGUUACAAUGCAAAGCAGUUUACACAUUGUAUAAAGCUAGAACUGUAAUAUAUUUCUUAAACUACAUCUUUUAUAGCUAUUGUUUUUUUGUCAAUCAAGUUUUAUAUUGCCUUAUAUUUUCCAACUUUCUUCUGGAUGUGUGCACCACUUUCUACAUGUGUAUAUAUAUUAUUGUUAUGACAUUGUGAAAAGCUUAAUGCCUUAUGAAGUAUCUUGUGAAUGUAAAAACUUCUACAAAGGUAUAUGAGCCUAUUUUUGUACUUUUUGUUGUAUGCUUGGUACUGUUUUUCCUCACAGAGCGAUUACACAGAUGUUUAAUAAAGCUUUUUUUUUUUAGCAAGU